AUGUCCCCCCCGUAUGCAGGCACCCUGGACAGCUCCGGCGUGGCCUUCGCGGUGGUGGCGCGCACGAAGCUGGACAGCUCCGGCGUGGCCUUCGCGGUGGUGGGCGCGUGCCAGGCCCUGGGGCUCCCCGACGUCCACCUCGCGCUCUCCGAGGACCACGCGUGGGUCGCCUUCGGGGCCGGGGGGCUGCAGACGGCCGAGGUCACGUGGCACGGCAAGGGAAACGAGGACCGCAGGGGGCAGAGCGUGGCCGCGGGAGUGGCCGAGAGGAGCUGGCUGUACCUGAAGGGCUCAUACCUGCGCUGCACGCGGCACAUGGAGGUGGCCUUCAUGGUGUGCGCCAUCAACCCCUCCAUCGACCUGCACACGGACAGCCUGGAGCUGCUGCAGCUCCAGCAGCGCCUGCUCUGGCUGCUCUAUGACAUGGGCCACCUGGAGAGGUACCCCAUGGCUCUGGGCAACCUGGCUGACCUGGAGGAGCUGGAACCCACCCCGGGCAGGCCUGACCCCCUCACCAUCUACCACAAGGGCAUCUCCUCGGCGCGGACCUACUACAACAACGAGCACAUCUACCCCUACAUGUACCUGGCCGGGUACCACUGCCGCAACAAGAACGUCAAGGAGGCGCUGGAGGCCUGGGCCGACACCGCCACCGUCAUCCAGGACUACAACUACUGCCGGGAGGACGAGGAGAUCUACAAGGAGUUCUUUGACGUGGCCAACGACGUCAUCCCCAACCUGCUCAAGGAGGCGGCCAACGCCGAGCCCCCCGGCGAGGGGGACCCCGACGCCCCUCCCACCGCGGCGGGGGCGGGGCCGGUGUCCGCCCUGCAGGACCCCGAGUGCUUCGCGCAUCUCCUGCGCUUCUACGACGGGAUCUGCAAGUGGGAGGAGGGGAGCCCCACGCCCGUGCUGCACGUGGGCUGGGCCACGUUCCUCGUGCAGUCCCUGGGCCGCUUCGACGGGCAGGUCCGCCAGCGGGUGACGCUGGUGUCGCGGGACGCGGAACCCCCCGAGGACGAGGACCCGGGCGGGGACGAGACCCGCGACAGCCGCCGGCGGGGUCCCCGCCGCGAGUCCAAACCGGAGGAGCCGCCGCAGCCCAAGAAGGGCCCGGAGCGGCGGCGGGCGCUAGGACCCCGCAGCGAGGACCCGGCCAGCGCUGUUCCCACCGCCGCCGCCGCCGCCGUUCCCCCUGCGGGUCCGAACGUCGCGGGUUCGAGUCCCGCUUCCUCCAGCUCCGGUACACCGGGACCGGGAUCGGUGGAACCGGCGGGGCCGGUGCUGCUGUUCCAGAGCCAGAAGAUGCGCGGGAUGAAGGAUCUGCUGAGGGCGCCCAAGAUCAAUUCCAGCGCCAUCAAACUGCAGCUCACGGCGCAGUCCCAGGUCCAGCUCAAGAAGCAGAAAGUGGCCCCCAGCGACUACACCUUGGCCUUCCUCAAGCGGCCCCGAAAGGGGCUCUGAG
Molecule: messenger RNA, 1465 nt
Organism: Pezoporus occidentalis (night parrot)
Lineage: Eukaryota; Metazoa; Chordata; Aves; Psittaciformes; Psittacidae
Gene: MEN1
Product: menin 1
Exons: 9
Coding region: 1-1464 (487 amino acids)
Biological process (GO): regulation of transcription by RNA polymerase II; negative regulation of cell cycle; negative regulation of cell population proliferation
Cellular component (GO): nucleus; histone methyltransferase complex; chromatin
Molecular function (GO): transcription cis-regulatory region binding; chromatin binding; Y-form DNA binding
Source: RefSeq, a predicted model, not a curated record